Molecule: messenger RNA, 1508 nt
Organism: Drosophila persimilis
Lineage: Eukaryota; Metazoa; Arthropoda; Insecta; Diptera; Drosophilidae
Gene: Kyat
Product: kynurenine--oxoglutarate transaminase 3
Exons: 3
Coding region: 135-1508 (457 amino acids)
Biological process (GO): biosynthetic process
Cellular component (GO): cytoplasm; mitochondrion
Molecular function (GO): L-kynurenine:2-oxoglutarate transaminase activity; pyridoxal phosphate binding
Source: RefSeq, a predicted model, not a curated record
UCCGCGAGUCUAAUCAAAAUUCAGUUCCAUUAUGCAACGUCACUGAACAGUGCACGGCUCCAGCAUUCAAUUCCCCCAACAAUUGCAUUUAACAAGUGAUAUUUAAGCACACAAUUGUCUCAGACAGCAAUAAAAUGCUCCGAAACUGUCGCAGCGCUCUGCAGCCAAUCCGCCUCCUCCUCACAGCUAAAGAUCCCUGUCAGCCCCAACCGCAACGCCAGCAACAAAGCGCCGCAGCCACCAGCGGAAGCAUGGAGAAGUUCGAUCUGCCCAAGCGACUGCAGGGGAGCACGCCAAGCGUGUGGAACGAGUACAUCGCUUUGGCCAUGCAGUACAAGCCCCUGAAUCUGGGACAGGGCUUUCCCGACGAUGCCGCCCCCGAGUAUGUGACCCAUUCGCUGGCUGACAUUGCGCAGGAUGAGAAUCCUCUGCUGCAUCAGUACACCCGAGGAUACGGUCAUGUGCGUCUGGUUCAGGCUCUUUCCAAGUUGUACAGUGGACUCGUGGGACGUGAGCUUAAUCCGCUCAGCGAUAUCCUCAUCACUUCGGGGGCGUACGAAGCUCUGUACUCCACCAUCAUGGGUCAUGUGGAUGUCGGCGAUGAAGUGAUCAUCAUCGAACCCUUCUUCGAUUGCUACGAACCCAUGGUGAAAAUGGCUGGCGGUGUCUCACGUUUUAUUCCACUGAAGCUGCGCAAAACAGAGCAGGGUCCGAUCAGCUCCGCGGAUUGGGUGCUGGACGACGCCGAGCUCGAGAGUCUCUUCAAUGCGAAAACCAAAAUGAUCAUCCUGAACACGCCGCACAAUCCGAUAGGAAAGGUCUUCAACCGCAGGGAGCUAGAGCGCAUUGCCGAGCUGUGCCGCAAGUGGAACGUUCUGUGUGUCUCGGAUGAGGUGUACGAGUGGCUUGUCUUCGACGGAGCCGAGCACAUACGCAUCUGCACGCUGCCGGGGAUGUGGGAUCGCACCAUCACGCUUGGGUCCGCGGGCAAGACUUUCUCCGUCACUGGCUGGAAGAUCGGCUGGGCCUACGGGCCGUCUCAGCUGAUCAGGAACCUCCAGAUGGUGCACCAGAACUCUGUUUACACUUGCCCCACGCCCCUUCAAGAGGGUGUCGCACGCAGCUUCGAAGUGGAGCUGGCCCGUCUGGGUACACCAGAGAGCUACUUCCUCAGCCUGCCCCGCGAGCUGAAGGAGAAGCGGGAUUUCAUGGCCAAAUUCCUGUCGGAGGCUGGGAUGCGUCCAACCAUCCCCGAGGGCGGCUACUUCAUGCUGGCCGACUGGUCACCGCUAGCAAGCAAAGUGGACCUGAGCUCAGAAACGGACAAGCACCGUGACUACAAGUUCACCAAAUGGAUGACGAAGAACAUGGGAUUGCAGGGCAUCCCACCUAGUGCCUUCUACAGCGAGCCCAACAAGCCGCUGGGCGAGGACUUUGUGCGCUACUGCUUCAUCAAGAAGCAGGAGAACCUGGACAAGGCAGCCGAGCUGCUCAGAAAGUGGAAAUAG